AUGGUCUUUGGCAUGGCCAUUAGCUCCCAUGCGAUUUACCACCCGGAGCUACAGAACAACCCCCUUGCAGUGCUAAACGCCAAGCUGUGCCUGGCAAUGUACGUAUCCCAUGCGUUCCUGUUUUCGAAGUUCUACCUCGAGGCUUUCUGCAAGGAAUUUAGGAGCGGCGAGGCCACCUUUCUCAUGUUUUUCCAUGCAUUUGCGGUGGCUGGGCUUGUGAAGCUCGUGUUGCAUGAUCGCUGUUGGCCCCUGUUUGCGGAUUCUAGAGAUCAUCGCGUUCACCACAAGAACAGCGAUAGAGAGGGGGAUCCGUACAACGCGUCUCGGGGCUUUUUUUACUCCCACGUGGGGUGGCUCCUCCUCAAGAAGCCCCAGGCAGUAAAGGAUGCCGGCAGACAGCUCAACUUCGACGACCUCCUGGCUGAUCCAUUUGUGCGUCUGCAACACAAGCUGGACCCCUGGUGGAAUCAGUUUUGGUGCUUCCUGGCCCCGGCACUCUAUGCAUACUACCGAUACAACGACUUCUGGAGCGGCUUCUUCAUCUUGGGCUGUCUCCGCUGGUGCAUCUGCCUGCAUGCAACAUGGACGGUGAACAGUACGGCGCAUCUUUGGGGGGAUCGACGCUACAACGUGGAAGGAAAUCCGUGCGAGAGUUGCUUCACCUCUCUUGUUGCCGUCGGUGAAGGCUGGCACGACUGGCACCACGCCUAUCCAUUUGACUAUGCUGCCUCGGAGGGAGGUGUCUGGGAUCAGUACAAUCCAAGCAAGCUUCUCAUUGAUGUCUGCGCCUUCUUCGGGAUGGCUUGGGAUCGACGGCGCGCCACAGUCGCAUGGAAAAUGCUUCAAUCGGAGAGGGAGCAGCAUGCAGCGGGAAGAAGGCAGAGGGAAGCGGAUGCUCGGAAAAACUGCGAAGCCCUUGCCGCCGUGCACAGCCUAAGGGAGGUCGUGAGGGUGAAGAGCGCGCAUAUCAGCACACUCCAAUCCCUUGUGAGUGCAUUAUCCCGUUGCUUGAAGGUUUGGAGCUCGGGCCGCGACGGCGAAAUUCACGAGUCCAAUCAUAUUACACAAGCGUCACCUUUUGGCUCUUCUUGGUGCUGUCCUGUGUGUGCAUCCGCAGUGGAGUUUGGCCUUGGACGUGACUUUACUAGUGGGCGCCUAUACACUUACGUGGUGGUUCUACUCUGCAUGCACCGCUCGGUUGGGCACCCCUCCGCAGGCCCUCAUGGAGGCCUCGCCGUACGUGCUCCUCCCCCUACUGCUAAUCGUGAGCAAUUUGGGUGGGGUUGGGGGUUGUUGCACGUCGGUUGGCCGUGUAGCUUGCUACAGGACAACCGUGCACUUCUCCGGGGUGCACAGCGUCUACGGCUGUGCGCAUGCCAGCCUUCAGAAAAGAGGUGUGCUACCGAGUUUCAUGAGGAUCGCUUUGUUUUCUGUGUGCGUGUGGGGCGGGGUUGCUUUGCAGAUGACGUAAUGAACAACAACUGCCAAUUCGAUUUCCUGUGCGUGGCGCCCUCCGCGCUGCGCUGGGUGAAGGCUCGCCUGGAAAAGCGGCGAAGAGAAGGCAUGCCGCAGCUCAUGAAGGCAAUUCACGUGCUGCAUCACCGACCACUGGAUCUUCACCUCCUUCAAGCAAUUACUUUCGAAGUGCCACUGCAUCGGGUUCAAGAGGCGGUGUGCUUCCUUAAGGAGCGUGUGGAGUUAAUGCCUGCGGAGGUCUUUAGCGCGUCUCUCUCGGAUGGUUUCGCCAAUAUACACCCCGAAGCAAGACUGGAGUAUUAUAACACUGUGGAACACCCCGGACCUUCUCGUCGCCCAGAAGAGACUGCAGCGUCGGCGGGUGGAGAUACAGAGAAGAAGACCAAGGGGGUGGAUGAAACAGCAUUUGCCUCUUCAUCGUCUACUCUCACCAAGCGCACCAGAGCUGUAGGCUCUUAA
Messenger RNA from Cyclospora cayetanensis, 1935 nucleotides. RefSeq lists its product as uncharacterized. The record is from RefSeq and is a predicted model, not a curated record. Bases 1 to 1935 code for a protein of 644 amino acids. The transcript has 9 exons. Lineage: Eukaryota; Apicomplexa; Conoidasida; Eucoccidiorida; Eimeriidae. Gene Ontology annotation, molecular function: oxidoreductase activity, acting on paired donors, with oxidation of a pair of donors resulting in the reduction of molecular oxygen to two molecules of water.